Agrilus planipennis (emerald ash borer) is the source of this 2046-nucleotide messenger RNA. It is a transcript of the gene crc, whose product is annotated as activating transcription factor of chaperone. The transcript is spliced from 2 exons. Gene Ontology annotation, biological process: regulation of transcription by RNA polymerase II. Gene Ontology annotation, molecular function: DNA-binding transcription activator activity, RNA polymerase II-specific; RNA polymerase II transcription regulatory region sequence-specific DNA binding. The coding region runs from base 646 to 1479 and encodes 277 amino acids. NCBI's taxonomy places the organism in Eukaryota, Metazoa, Arthropoda, Insecta, Coleoptera, Buprestidae. The record is from RefSeq and is a predicted model, not a curated record. Gene Ontology annotation, cellular component: nucleus.
GUUCGUUCUUUUUCAGUGUGUAUGUUUCCAAGUGAAACUUUUCAUAAUGUAAACGCAGUAACCUGUUUAUUAAAUAGAUUGGGCAAGGCCACAUACAUAUCUUUUUUAUUAUUACACAUUAUCUCUGGCGCGGAUUGAGAGACAGUACUUUGGAAUGAGUUGGUUGUAGCAGUUUGUUCUGCUAACGAUUUGGUAUUAUUAAUUGGUGUAUAUGCAAGUCGCGAUACGCUCGUCGUUUUUUCCCACUUUUUUCUGACUUUUUGUUGGUGUGCUUUGGUGGUGUUCACUGCUUAUUUGUUUAUUUUCUAUCAUUUGUUGUUUCGGCGGUCGUGGCCAUUUUGGUAACCAGCUCUUCGAAAAUUGCUACGGUACUUUUAUGUGACGGUACUUCUCGAUGUUCGGUUUCGAUGAUCCAAGCCGUCCACCUGUGUAAUAGCAUGAAGUUCAGCUAUCACUACACGUGGAACAGGGAAAUUGUGUUCAAUUCUCAGAAAUUGGUUAAAAGACGACGCUGACACACCUUUGCCGGAAGCCUCCACGAAUUCUCCUUUCCUCCCUUUGCCCAAAGUCUUUCUUCUUUUUAUUCCUUCAAUUAUUCUUGUAUUUCAUUUUUGCCAAAAAUUUUUUACUUGCCGUCCAUCAGCAAUGGCUGUAUGUUAUGAACCUUUUGUUAACUGGUUAGAAGACAAAUCCAUUCCAAUUUUCGAAGAUGUCGGUCAAUCUACCUGUUCUCCGACAAAUUCUUCUGUUCAAAUCAAACCCGAACAGCACAUUAAUAACAUCUCACUUGCGGCACUACAGUCCGAUACUCAAACACUUCUCCAGGAAUUCGAAACAAUUUUUGAUCAAGUUGAAAUGACCCACGUUGCUCUCACUCCACCUCACAGUCCUCAAGACAAAUCUAAGCUUCACACUCUUCUUCCUAUUCAUGAGAAACAAGUCCAAAACUUUACACCGCCAGUCGGAUUUAUCGUUCAUCCGCAGACCCAUAUAGAUGUAAAUUAUCAUAAUGUUUCACCACCAACACCUCAACUUGACGUGGAUUAUGAGUUAGCAGAGGUCGAGGAGUUGGUGAGAACACGGGUGCAAGACAUGGUUCACAGUCCCCUAUCUCCCACAACGAGCAGUAGCAAUUUCGGAGAUUGUUCCUCAGACGAUCCAGAAUGGACGCCUGAACUGACAGAAUCGCCACAACUUGCACCGGCACUCGGAAAGUUUCGCGAAAGCCGUCGUCAGAAACCUUAUGCCAGAGCAUCGAAUGAAGAUAAGAAAUCUAGGAAGAAGGAACAAAAUAAGAAUGCGGCUACACGAUACCGUUUGAAAAAGAAGGCGGAAAUUGAAGAGAUUUUGGAAGAGGAGAGGAAUUUGGCUAAAAAAAGGGGCGAAUUGGAUAAUCAGAUAAUCGAUUUGAAGAGAGAAAUCAAGUACUUAAAGGGUCUAAUGCGAGAUUUGUUUAAGGCAAAGGGAUUAAUGAAGUAAACAAUAAAACAGCUAAUCCUUACAAUUAUAUCCGACUAUAUUUUAUUAUUACAUAUUAAAUACAUAAACGCAAUUAACUUUAGGAUUUAGGCUCGUAAGUUUCUGGUUUCUAUUUUUUUUUCUGUUAAAUAUAAACGGUUUUGUCGCUUCGACAUUAAUUAUCAAAUUAAAAGACGGUCGUCAAUUUUCGUCAAGGAGCGAAGAUGGUUUACCCACUCUCAUAUUCUGCCGUAAAGUUAACCCAACCCUAGUAUGUAAGGAAAGAUGUUUAAGUUGAAUAACACUUAGUUCAUAAUUUUACUUUUUCUUUUUUAAUUUGUGUUUACUCAUAGCAUAAUAAUUUUGUAAUUCAUGUAUAAUAUUACUUUACGUCAGCUUUUUUCUGAUGGUGAAUAAUCUGUAUUGUAAUGACAAUGUAAUAUAAGAAGAUUGAUGUUGCAUCACGGCAGUUAAUUAACUCAAACAUUUUAAAUAGUUUUCUUAUAAACACAUUUUGUAACUAUUAAUGGUUUUAGGUUGUAAUAACUAUUGUGGUAAAUUGGUGCAAUUAAAUAUCGUUCAAUUGGA